AUGAUCCUGACUUUGGGGGACAUUGCCGAGAAACGAGUAGCAGAUUUAGGAUGUGGCCCUGGUGUGCUCAGUAUUGCAGCUGAGAUGCUGGGCGCUGACUAUGUGUGUGGGUUCGAGCUCGACGAAGACGUGAUAGAGAUUGCUCAGAGGAAUAUUGAUGAAAUGGAAUGUGAUCUGGAGAUUGUCCAGUGCGACGUGACAACGUUACGAGACUACGACAACAA
Molecule: messenger RNA, 224 nt
Organism: Sphaeroforma arctica JP610
Lineage: Eukaryota; Ichthyosporea; Ichthyophonida
Product: 50S ribosomal protein L11 methyltransferase
Exons: 3
Biological process (GO): rRNA methylation
Molecular function (GO): rRNA (adenine-N6-)-methyltransferase activity
Source: RefSeq, a predicted model, not a curated record